Messenger RNA from Sciurus carolinensis (gray squirrel), 1793 nucleotides. It is a transcript of the gene Gda, whose product is annotated as guanine deaminase. The transcript is spliced from 15 exons. Gene Ontology annotation, molecular function: guanine deaminase activity; zinc ion binding. NCBI's taxonomy places the organism in Eukaryota, Metazoa, Chordata, Mammalia, Rodentia, Sciuridae. The coding region runs from base 103 to 1608 and encodes 501 amino acids. Gene Ontology annotation, biological process: guanine catabolic process. The record is from RefSeq and is a predicted model, not a curated record. Gene Ontology annotation, cellular component: cytosol.
GCCCGCUCCGCAGCUGCCGGCAGCCGCAGGGAGCCCCAGCUGUGCCUCUGCCCAGUGUGCCCUCCUUGGCCCGCGGUCCCCGCGCCGUGUCCCGCCGCCGACAUGUGUGCCGCCCGGAUGCCUCCCCUGGCGCACAUCUUCCGAGGGACUUUCGUCCACUCCACCUGGACCUGCCCCAUGGAAGUGCUUCGGGAUCACCUCCUCGGUGUGAGCGACAGCGGCAAAAUAGUGUUUUUAGAAGAAGCGUCUCAACAAGAAAAACUGGCCAAAGAAUGGUGCUUCAAGCCGUGUGAAGUAAGAGAGCUGAGCCACCACGAGUUCUUCAUGCCUGGGCUAGUUGAUACACACAUCCAUGCCCCUCAGUAUUUCUUUGCUGGAAGUAAUGUAGACCUGCCACUUUUGGAGUGGCUAACCAACUACACAUUUCCUGUAGAGCAGAGAUUCCAGAGCAUCGACUUCGCUGAAGAAGUCUACACCAGAGUUGUCAGGAGAACGCUAAAGAAUGGAACAACCACAGCUUGUUACUUUGGAACAAUUCACACUGACUCAUCUCUGCUCCUUGCAGAAAUUACAGAUAAAUUUGGGCAGCGAGCAUUUGUGGGCAAAGUAUGCAUGGAUUUGAAUGAUACUGUUUCAGAAUACAAGGAGACCACCGAGGAAUCAAUCAAGGAAACAGAGAGAUUUGUGUCAGAAAUGCUUCAAAGGAAUUAUCCUAGAGUAAAGCCCAUAGUGACACCGCGGUUUUCCCUUUCCUGCUCUGAGACUUUGAUGGGUGAACUUGGCAACAUCGCUAAGACCCAUGAUGUGCACAUUCAGAGCCAUAUAAGUGAAAAUCGUGAUGAAGUUGAAGCUGUGAAAAACUUAUAUCCCAAUUAUAAAAACUACACAGAUGUUUAUGAUAGAAACAAUCUUCUGACAAAUAAGACAGUGAUGGCGCAUGGCUGCUACCUUUCUGCAGAAGAGCUUAACAUCUUCAACGAACGGGGAGCAUCCAUCUCACACUGCCCCAAUUCUAAUUUAUCGCUCAGCAGUGGCUUUCUCAAUGUGCUUGAAGUCCUGAAACAUGAAGUGAAGAUAGGGCUGGGGACAGACGUGGCUGGUGGUUAUUCCUCAUCCAUGCUUGAUGCGAUCAGAAGGGCAGUGAUGGUUUCCAAUAUCCUCUUAAUUAAUAAGGUAAAUGAGAAAAGCCUCACCCUCAGAGAAGUCUUCAGACUAGCUACUCUUGGAGGAAGUCAAGCCCUGGGACUGGAAAGUGAGAUUGGAAACUUUGAAGUGGGCAAGGAAUUUGAUGCCCUUCUGAUCAACCCCAAAGCAUCUGACUCUCCCAUUGAUCUGUUUUAUGGGGAUUUUGUUGGUGAUAUUUCUGAGGCUGUUAUCCAGAAGUUCCUCUAUCUAGGAGAUGAUCGAAAUAUUGAGGAAGUUUAUGUGGGUGGCAAGCAGGUGGUUCCAUUUUCCAGCUCAGUGAACAUGAAUUUUAUUAUGAGUCGUGAGAAACAGAAAUUUAUUAAGAACCAUCUCUGUUAUCACCAAAAUGGGAGAAAGGACAGAGAAGAGCAGGGAAGGAAGAAACUUUCCCAGGAAAAACUCUCUGAUGUCUCUCCCAGAUAGGGAAAGAAGGGCCCAUGCAUCUUCAGGUAGCACCAGAUGCCCUCAUGACUGGAAUCCAUGUGAAGACUGAGGCAGUGUGUACGUCUGCCUCCUGCAGCUCUUUGAGUCCCUGCCUGGCCAACACCCACACUGUGACAUCAGGAUCCACAGGCUAUAUACUUAAAAUGUAGAGAGACACGCAAAAU